Molecule: messenger RNA, 2663 nt
Organism: Zingiber officinale
Lineage: Eukaryota; Viridiplantae; Streptophyta; Magnoliopsida; Zingiberales; Zingiberaceae
Product: zinc finger CCCH domain-containing protein 32-like
Exons: 3
Coding region: 268-2388 (706 amino acids)
Molecular function (GO): metal ion binding
Source: RefSeq, a predicted model, not a curated record
ACCGAAGAACGAAAAGGGCUUCUUCCGGCUUUCGAAUUUGGCGUCGGAAAACCCCGGCGUAAAUCCGGAGGCUAUCUUCUUGCCUUUGCCCAGAUUUGUGUUUCCAUUCGUCGCGCUUCAGCUCCCGAUUCCCUUUUCGGGUUUAGACUCUUGCUUUCUGUGGCCAAAUUUCGGGGUUUAUCUUUCUCCACCUUGCCUCUUUGAUCCGCGGUGUGGAGGUUGGGAUCGGUCUGUUUUGGUUCUCCGAAGAGGGUAAGGAAUUAGAUUAUGGAAUCUGAUGGCGGAGGCGAAGCAAUCCGGCCUUCCACGGCAGCGGAGGAGGCGUUGAAGAGGAAUACCGACUGCGUCUACUUCUUAGCUUCGCCAUUGACCUGCAAGAAGGGGAGUGAAUGUGAUUAUCGGCACAAUGAGGGUGCCAGAGUGAACCCCAGGGAUUGUUGGUAUUGGCUAAAUGGGAACUGCCUCAAUCCAAAAUGUUCUUUCCGCCAUCUGCCAGUUGAUUCCAUCUUCGGAACACCGAUGCCCAACUCAACACAAUCUCCAACACCAAGUCAAACUGCAGUAUCAGCAUCAACCCAAGCUGCUCGGGCUCUGAAUAACACCAAUAAGCAAAGUGUUCCUUGCUACUAUUUCCAGUGGGGUCAGUGUUUAAAAGGUGAAAGGUGUCCAUUUAUGCAUGGACCACAGGCUUCAGUCGACUUGGUUUCACAGAAUGCGGCGAAGGUUUCAACAUUUUCUGCUGAACCACAACAAAGAAAUGAGAAAGAUGCACAGAAGAAAAUCACUAAACAGCAAAAUGUAAGUGAAGCUAAUCUUGAUAAUCCAAAGGUGGUUAGCAACAAACAUGUUGGCAUAUCAUCUGCAACACCGAAAUUUGUUACAAAAGUUGAAAAUGUUUCCAAGUAUGAACUGCCUGGAAAUAAAAUUUUGCCCCCAUCAUUAGGCAAUGAGCCUCGUGCACUGCCACAGAAUGGUGUAGUUGUUAACAAUAGCUACUUGCAAAGCCAACCAUGGGAUCGGCAGGUGCAACCUACUGAUGAUGAACCAGAUAAUGAUAGGGAUGCUGAUGAGAUAUUGCGGGAACAUUCUCCUGGUUUUGAUGUGCUUGUAGAUGAUGAUGUUGAAGACCCUGAUUACUAUCACAGUGAAGAUAAUUUCAGAAGAUUGUCUGCUCGUGGUGGUCAAAAUAUGGAAGCUGAAGAUGAAUACGAUUAUCAUCACAGUGAUUAUGAAACAAUGGGAAAGUUUGAAAUUGAUCAACGCAACGACAUUGGCCAAUAUGAAAAAGACUAUGAGCAACCACAUAGCUGGUAUGGCUUGGAAUCAAAGACUUCUCGCAGACUUUUGGAAAGAUCACCAUCCCUUGAAAAAAGAGUACUUGAUAGAGAGAGAAAACAUAAUGCAAUGGAUGGGUCAGAUUUGCGCAAUCAAUUAAUGAAACGGAGAAGGUUCAAUGAUUCAAGGUCUACCAGUAAUCAUGAUGGUCAUAGCGAGCACAACCGAAAAAAUGAACAUUAUGCUAAGGAGAGACAUUAUGGUCGUCCUGCCCGAAAUAAUGAGAAAUUUUCUUCUGAGAAGUCCAUCAGUAGUCGUCUGCAAGGUCGCAUUGCAUUUCCUGGGAGAUCUUCUGAUCUAGCGAGCAAUUUGCUCUUAGAGAAGGGAAGAAGACCUCAGAGCAGACUGUCACCAGUAAGGCGAACAGGCUACCAGACCAGGAAUCCGGAAAGAGCAUGGUCUCAACCAAGUGAGGAAUUGAACAAAGAUGAGAGGAUCCAUAGAAACAAAAUAACUCCUAGAGAUGGCACAAACUCUUUAGAUUUUGCUAGCCCCAAGUCUCUUUCAGAGCUUAGAGGUACAAAGAUUAAGAAUAUUCAUGAUAUCAAUGCGACUAGUUUUAAUCUUACAGUGAACAAAGUCGAGUCCAUAAAGGUAGAGGGGGUUCGUGAAUCACAAAAUCCUCUAUCAUUCGAGGGUCCAAUGCCACUGAGUGCCAUCUUGCAGAGGAAGCGGAAGUUAGCGAAUGUGGAAGAUAAAUUUUCUACUGGUCGCCAUGAAAACAAUCAAAGUGGUGGAGACUCUGCUAUCACUGAAUCAGUUCCUCGACUGGAAGCCAAAAAGGAAUGCAAUUUCACAAUAAGUAGCCAUGAAGCAGGAGUGAUCCCUUCAGAAGAUGAACUAGCUUACAAUGAUGUCAUAGAAGCUGAAGAUGGCAUAUUUCUGGAGAAUGAAGAAGAGGAGCUGGAAGAUUGUGACAAGCAAGAUGGUGAUUUCCAUUAUGAAUCAGGAGAGUACAAAGUGGACGACGAAAACACAAUCCACUCUGACGAAGAUGAUCAAGAUGAUGAUGAUGAUGAUUUUGCUAGAAAGAUCAGCGUCAUGCUAUCUUGAACGCAGAUGGAGAAUGUUUUGCUUAGCUUAUUGUGUUCAAAGAAGCCUCCGACAAUCUUCGCACCUGCCAUACCCAUCAAGCUUUAGAAAUAAACAAUGCAGAAUCUUUUCUUUUCUAUCCUUUUUUUCAGUCUUAGCACUGAAAGAAGGCUGCAGAUGGAAAAGCUGAUGUGUGGUUUGGCUUUGCCAAGAUUGAAGUCAUGUUUGUAUCACUUAUCUGGCCCUUAAUAACAUUAUUUUCUUAGCUCCCCGAAUGGGUUUAUUUAACCACUUUA